Messenger RNA from Fundulus heteroclitus (mummichog), 924 nucleotides. RefSeq names its product homeobox C12a (gene hoxc12a). NCBI's taxonomy places the organism in Eukaryota, Metazoa, Chordata, Actinopteri, Cyprinodontiformes, Fundulidae. The transcript is spliced from 2 exons. Gene Ontology annotation, biological process: regulation of DNA-templated transcription. The coding region runs from base 52 to 885 and encodes 277 amino acids. The record is from RefSeq and is a predicted model, not a curated record. Gene Ontology annotation, molecular function: sequence-specific double-stranded DNA binding; DNA-binding transcription factor activity, RNA polymerase II-specific.
GUUAAAUGUCAGAUUGCAAUAAACUAGAAGCUGUUGGUCGGGCCCGCGGAAAUGGGCGAGCAUAAUCUCCUUAAUCCAGGGUUUGUGGGACCUCUGGUAAACAUCCACACGGGAGACACCUUUUACUUUCCGAAUUUUAGAGCCUCAGGGGGACAGCUGGCGGGGCUACCGUCUCUCUCCUACCCGAGAAGGGACAAUGUUUGCUCCCUCCCGUGGAACCCUUCGGAGCCGUGCAAUGGAUACUCUCAAUCCUACUUUAGCAGCCCCGUGUCUAUUAACCCAUCCUUCAAUCGGUCGUGUGAGAUCACCAGACCGGAGGAGGGCAAAUGUUACUACAACAACGGGAACAGGGAGACCUGCUCAGGUGGCAACGGCGGCAGCGGCAGCCUCAAACGGGAGGACAGAGCGAGGGACGCAUCCUCCCUAACGUCUGACCACGGGAUGCACGCCGGGAUUGCGGGCGGCGUCGCCUUCUCCAAAUACGAGUACGGGACGGAGCAGCUCACGCAGGAUCCGCCGUCCUGUCAGUCGAUGGAGUCCGACUCCAGCUCUUCUCUGCUGAAUGAGGGCGGCAAGCCUCCAUCAAGCAACACACAGACCCUGGUGUCACCGGGAAGCCAUUCAGGCAGCAUAGCCGCAGGCGGAGGUGCGCCGUGGUACCCGAUGCACACUCGCACCAGAAAGAAGCGCAAACCGUAUUCCAAACUCCAGCUCGCGGAGCUCGAAGGAGAAUUCAUGCUGAACGAGUUCAUCACCCGGCAGCGGCGGAGGGAGCUCUCCGACCGGCUGAACCUCAGCGACCAACAAGUGAAGAUUUGGUUCCAGAACCGCAGGAUGAAGAAGAAGAGACUCAUGUUGAGGGAGCAAGCUUUGGCCUACUUUUAGAGAAACGCGGGAUGUAGAAAGGUGAAUCGAUAGGCAGUG